Molecule: messenger RNA, 2265 nt
Organism: Ixodes scapularis (black-legged tick)
Lineage: Eukaryota; Metazoa; Arthropoda; Arachnida; Ixodida; Ixodidae
Product: DNA (cytosine-5)-methyltransferase 3A
Exons: 11
Coding region: 325-1416 (363 amino acids)
Cellular component (GO): nucleus
Molecular function (GO): methyltransferase activity
Source: RefSeq, a predicted model, not a curated record
CCCACGCGUCGAGGCGGGGAGUGGAGAGGGUGAGGCAAGCAGCAGGUGGGCUGCCGGGAUCGGUCACUCACCACCACUCACGCCGCCAGGAGGUGCUCUUGAGGACCUGCGGAGGGGCAGAGGGCGCAUCGAGGAGGUGUGCGUGGCUUGCGGAUCGGUGCCAGGCGUUGCGGCCAGCAAGCACCCCCUGGUGGAGGGUGCUGUCUGCGCCGACUGUAGGGGCUGCCUCCUGGAGACCUUCUUCUCAUGCCAGGACGACGGCACCUAUGACCACUGCGUCAUCUGUGGGAGGACCGGGCACCUCGUCGUCUGCGACGUGAGCUCAUGCAACAGGUGCUGGCAGCCUCUCCGUGGCGGUGCUACCUGUGCUCCGGGCGUGCGGUGGGGCUGCUGCACUGUCGGCCCGACUGGCAGCAGCGCCUCCUGGAGCUCUUCCGGCCUCCGGGGCCCCGCUGCCCGCCACCCCCCGUGCCGCUGGAGGAGGAGCGCAGGCCCAUCAGAGUGCUCUCUCUUUUCGACGGCAUCGGCACAGGAAGGUUUGUCCUGGAUCAGAUUGGCAUUGCAGUGGAGGCGUACUUCGCCAGCGAGGUGGAUCAAGGUGCCAUUAACGUGGGCAUCACCCAGCAUGGCACCGGCAUCAGCUACCUGGGCCCUGUGGAAAGUGUGACGGAUGCGCAGAUCCAGGCACUGUGCCCCGUGGACCUGCUUCUGGCAGGGUCCCCUUGCAACGACCUGUCCCUGGUGAACCCUGCCAGGAAGGGCCUCUACGGUCAGUGCUGCUUCCCUGUGCCGCUCUGGCCUCCGAAGCACUGCAGCGGCAGCGGCGCUUUGUUCUUCGACUUCCACCGCCUCCUCCGAGCAGUCCAACUGGCCAACAGGGGCCACCACCUGUUCUGGGUGUACGAGAACGUUGCAGCAAUGCCUCGCGACUGCAAGAGGACCAUCUCUCGCUUCCUUGAGUGCGAGCCAACGCUCCUCGACGCACGAUUCUUCUCGGCGCAAGUUCGGGCCCGCUACUUCUGGGGCAACGUUCCGGGCAUGUACUCAGCCCUGCCUCCUUGCAUCCUGGAGCGGAGCGUCGACCUGUCUUCGGUGCUGAACCCCCUGCUGAACAGGAAGGCGCUGGUGGAGAAAAUCCGCACGGUGACCACACGGAGCAACUCUCUGAGGCAGGGCAAGCAAGGCAUGCUGCCGAUCCAAGUCGGGGAACGGGGAGCCGACGUGCUCUGGAUCACCGAGCUAGAGCGGGUGUUCGGCUUCCCGAGCCACUACACGGACGUGGGGAAUCUGUCGCUGGGCAGGCGUCAGCAGCUGCUGGGCCGAGCCUGGAGCGUGCCCGUCGUCUGCCACCUGCUGGGGCCCUUGAAAGACUUCUUCCGGGCAGGGGAGCGCCGCCCACCCACACAAGAGUGUUGAGCCCCCGGCGCAGACAACGGUUUUGAACCUGAACCUCGGUGGCGUAUUCGGAAAAGCUUGCGGAGUACGUCAACGGGCCAAUUUUGGUGGAGAAAGAGGAGGGGGGGGGGGGUUCUUAGAGGGCUAAGGUAAACACGCCUUAGCAAUUAACUCUCUUUUUUAGCCUUUAGUCGGCUCCCAGACUUGCUUACGCUUGUUGAGUAUGCAAAUCUGGGAGCGGACUAAAGGCUGGUGCACAAAUCACCGAGGCACGUUUACCUAGGUUUCAGUCCCCCCUUGCCUCUGUUCCCCCAGGUAAGCCAGGUGAUCGACGUGCAUGAAAACGUGCUGGUCAGAGUGCCGUCGAUUCGCUCCACAAGCAUUUCUGAAUAUGCUUCCCAGGGCCCGCGGUUGCCUCUCGACGUGCUUCGCAGGAAAGUGGCGAUGCGGGCGACUGCUACGAGAGAUAAAGUGCACGAGAUCAGAGCCCCAGUCUCUACUGCAAACUUGCACGUGAUGAAGCUUCUCGUAACUUUCGUUUAUAAUGUACCUAUAUCACAGUACCAUUCAUUUUGGGCCCAGAGAUUGCAACGCGAAGGAUUACGUUGCUACUUCCAAACUGCCCUGCUGUUUUUGAAAGUGCAAACAUACUUAUACGUACAAGUGAUGUACUUUUGAAGACUAGUAACCAAACGUAACAUUCCAACGCGUUUUGUGGCUCGGAACGCAUCGCUCCAUUCCUGGUCUAGUAGAAGCAUGUUUCUUUGGAGCCUUAAUGGAUGCACAAAACAGCACCAUUGUCACCCAAAGUAUGACAGCAUACAUAGAACCAGCUCAUAUCCCCGACAACCUAAUAAAGUCAUUUCUGUU